Molecule: messenger RNA, 10637 nt
Organism: Saccoglossus kowalevskii
Lineage: Eukaryota; Metazoa; Hemichordata; Enteropneusta; Harrimaniidae
Product: ATP-dependent chromatin remodeler CHD4-like
Biological process (GO): chromatin remodeling
Cellular component (GO): nucleus; chromatin
Molecular function (GO): ATP binding; DNA binding; chromatin binding
Source: RefSeq, a predicted model, not a curated record
GCAGAAUUCGUCUUUCCACCCUUUUGUCGUGGGGGGUGAAAUCACCGUCGCCAUUAUCUACACUCCCGACUAUCGGAGGCAUUACGCGCCUGAAAAAUCCUGAAAAAAUAUUAGGUUUAGGCGCGGAGUUCGCGCCAUUUAUAUUCUUGGCAGCUACUUCUUUAAUUGAAGAAUGCCGGGAGAAGAAAAGAAAGACAAAGAUUCGUCGGCAGACGACACAGAAGUCGCUGAACCCGUGGAAGGGUUGUCUGAUGAAGAGGAUGAUCAGGAGGCUGAACUGGAACCAGAACCAGAAGAAGAAGCAGAUGUUGAGCUGGAGCCAGAACAGGAGCUAGACCUGGAAGCAGAAGGAGGGGCAGAAGAGGAGGAAGGAGACGAGGAAGAAGAGGAAGAACCAGUUUUAGUAGCAGAGCCUGAACCUGAUCAACAAGAAGAGGAAUCAGUUGAUUUAGAUACAUCAUCAGAAAUAAUAGUAGAACUGCCUCCUCCCCUGGAACCAAAACCCAAGAAGAAGAAGGGUAAAAAAGAUGGAAAGAAAAAGGAUGGGAAAGGAAAGAAGCGAAAGAGAGAGAAGCAAAUUGUAGAUGAUGCAGAUGACCUUAUGAGUGAGUUUGUAGAGGAAGUCAAACCAAAGAAAAAGAAGAGGGAGAAAAAAGACAAGGAUGAGAAGUCAAAGGAGCCGAAAGAGCAGAAAACUCCAUCAGAGCUGUUUGCAGAGUAUGGAUUGGAAGAAGUACAAUUUGAGUACAACGAGGAAGAUUUUCAAACCCUUCUUACUUACAAAUUGUAUUGUGCACAUAUACGUCCAAUGAUUGCUGAGCAGCAUCCAAAACUUCCACCGACAAAGAUGAUGACAGUGUUAGGUGCAUUAUGGAGAGAGUUCCAGUGCAUAGCUAACGCUAGUCGGGCUGAGGAAAGUAUAAGUGAGAAGCCAAAGAAAGAGAGUAUGUGCAAAGUCAAAAUAGGAACUGGUGCUCAGAGGAAGAAGCCAAAAAAGAAACCAGCACCCAAGAAAAUAGCUCCUCUAAAGAUUAGAGUUGGUGGAUUUAAAAGAAAAAGGAGAGGUUCAACUAGUGAGAGUGAUAGCAAUUAUAGCGAUAAUAAAGAAGAAUCAGAGGAUGACGAAAGCUUGAAAUCAACCUCUGUAUUAUCAGAUAGUUCUACAAGUCGGUUGUCAGCACCAAGAAAAGCUAAAAGUAAAGGACACAAGAAGAAGAAAAAGAAGCACCGUGAUGAUGCCACUGGAUCAGAUUCAAAUGGUUAUGAGACUGACCAUCAGGACUACUGUGAAGUUUGCCAACAAGGUGGAGAAAUCAUUCUGUGUGACACGUGUCCUAGAGCUUACCAUUUAAUUUGCUUAGAUCCAGAAUUAGACCAAGCACCUGAAGGACAUUGGAGCUGCCCCCAUUGUCAUGAUGGUGAGGUGGUGGAGGAAGAGGAAGAAGAUGAUCAAGAUGAUGAACACAUGGAGUUCUGUCGUGUUUGUAAAGAUGGUGGAGAACUGUUAUGCUGUGAUCAGUGCCCAUCAGCUUAUCAUAUGCAUUGUUUGAAUCCACCAUUGAGGGUCAUCCCAGAUGGUGAAUGGGUCUGCCCAAGAUGCUCUUGUGAGGCCCCCAAGGGCAGGGUUCAGAAGAUUUUGACAUGGAGAUGGACAACUCCUGUUAACACAGAUGCACUGGAUCCAGAAUGUGGAAGUCCAACUAAAAAAGAAAAUAAUGAUGCUAAACCAACCAGAGAAUUCUUCUGUAAAUUUCAUGCGAUGUCGUAUUGGCAUUGUGAUUGGGUAUCGGAAUUACAGUUGGAGGUAUUCCAUCCUGCCAUGUUUCGUAACUAUGCCCGUAAGAAUGACAUGGAUGAACCUCCACCACUGGAUGAUGGCGAGAGUUACGGAGGCUCUAGGAAUAAAGUAGAUGACUCUAAUUUAGAACUGAGAUAUUACCGUUAUGGUAUUCGACCAGAAUGGUUGCAGAUUCAUCGAAUUCUUAACCAAAGAACACGUCAUGGCGUGACAUCAUACCUUGUGAAGUGGAAAGAGUUGCCAUAUGACUCGGCUACUUGGGAGUACGAAGAUGAAAAUAUUACUGACUUUGAAAAGAAUAUAUGCGAGUAUAGUGCCCAUAGAUAUAAUGUUGAGGAACUCAAGGGACAUAAAAGAAACAAGAAAAGAGAUAAAAAGAAGUCAAAAGAAGCCAGACUGGAACACAAAAAACAUCGCCCACCUCCACCAAUCAGUCCUUCUGUGGAUCCAAGAAAGAAGUAUGAAAAACAACCUGAUUUUAUUAACGCUACUGGUGGAACUUUACACGAAUAUCAGUUGGAAGGUUUGAAUUGGUUACGGUUUUCAUGGGCACACAAGACUGAUACCAUCCUGGCUGAUGAGAUGGGUCUUGGUAAAACUAUACAAACAAUAGCCUUCAUUUAUUCAUUGUACAAAGAGGGUCAUUCUAAAGGUCCUUUCUUGAUCAGUGCUCCCUUGUCAACUAUUAUCAACUGGGAAAGAGAGUUUGAAUUCUGGGCUCCUGACCUGUAUGUUGUAACAUACUGUGGAGAUAAGGACAGCAGAUCUGUAAUACGAGAACAUGAAUUCUCUUUUGAUGAAGAUGCAGUUCGAGGUGGUAAAAAAGCAUUUAAAAUGAAGAAAGAAAAUUCUAUUAAAUUCCAUGUGUUGCUAACAUCAUAUGAAUUAGUCAGUAUUGACCAAGCAACACUUGCAUCUAUCGACUGGGCAGCAUUGGUAGUAGAUGAAGCACAUCGAUUGAAGAAUAAUCAGUCAAAGUUCUUUAAAACUCUUUCUUCGUACAAGAUUGGACAUAAGUUGCUGUUAACAGGAACACCUCUGCAGAACAAUUUAGAGGAGUUGUUCCAUUUACUAAACUUUCUUAGCAGCGAGAGAUUUGCUAACCUACAAAUGUUCUUGGAGGAAUUUGAAGACAUUUCUAAAGAAGAACAGAUUAAGAAACUUCAUGAUUUACUGGGAGCACACAUGUUGCGACGUCUCAAAGCUGAUNNNNGACAGGGCAUACCAUCUAAAAGUGAGUUUAUUGUCAGAGUGGAUCUGAGUCCAAUGCAGAAGAAAUACUACAAGUUUAUUCUGACUCGUAAUUUUGAAGCCCUGAAUGCAAAGGGAGGUAAUCAAGUAUCACUGUUGAACAUUAUGAUGGAUCUAAAGAAAUGCUGUAAUCAUCCGUAUCUGUUUCCAACUGCUGCCAUGGAGGCACCUCGCUUACCAAAUGGAGCUUAUGAAGGCCACUCAUUGGUCAAGUCCUGUGGUAAACUCGAGUUGUUGAGCAAGAUGCUGAAAAAUCUUAAAGCCGAAGGUCACAGAGUGUUGAUCUUCUCGCAGAUGACAAGAAUGUUGGACUUAUUGGAAGAUUUCUUAGAAUAUUCAGGAUAUCGAUAUGAACGUAUUGAUGGUAGCGUCACUGGCAAUCUUCGACAAGAUGCAAUAGACAGAUUCAAUGCACCUGGUGCUCCUCAGUUUGUGUUUUUACUGUCUACAAGGGCAGGUGGAUUAGGUAUUAACUUAGCUACUGCAGACACUGUAGUGAUCUACGAUUCAGAUUGGAAUCCUCAUAACGACAUCCAGGCCUUCAGUCGAGCUCAUCGUAUUGGGCAGUCAAAUAAAGUAAUGAUCUAUAGGUUUGUUACCAGGUCAUCUGUAGAGGAAAGAAUUACACAGGUUGCUAAGCGAAAGAUGAUGUUGACUCAUUUAGUUGUCAGGCCUGGAUUGGGAUCUGCUGCUAAAGGCGCACUCAGUAAAAAAGAACUGGAUAACAUUUUAAAGUUUGGCACAGAAGAAUUAUUUAAAAUGGAAGAUGACAAAGAGCAAGAUGGAGAAAGUGGUGAAGGUGUCAUACACUGGGAUAGUAAAUCUGUUGCUGAAUUGUUAGACCGAAGUAAAGAAGGUAUUGAAGAGAAAACAUUAUUUGUUGCAAACGAGUACUUGGACUCUUUCAAAGUUGCCAGCUAUGUCAUCAAAGAGCAAGAAGAAGAGUCGCAUUAUGAACAGCAACAAGAGGACCUUGCUAGGACACUUGGUAAAGGAAAACGUGUCCGCAAACAAGUCAACUAUAAUGACGCACACCAGGAUAACGAUGCUUGGCAAGAUAACCUGAGUGAUUAUCAGAGUGACUUUUCAGCUCAUACUGAUGAAGAGGAGGAUGAUGAUGAUUUUGAUGACAAACCAGAAACAAGAAGAGGUAGAAGACCAGCAUCUGAGAAAGAUAGAGAUAGAUUACCCCCUUUAUUGGCUAGGGUUGGUGGAAAUAUUGAGGUACUUGGUUUCAAUGCUCGUCAACGCAAGGCUUUCCUGAAUGCUAUAAUGCGAUGGGGUAUGCCCCCACAAGAUCCUUACAACUCACAGUGGUUAGUGAGAGAUCUAAGAGGGAAACCUGAAAAACAUUUCAAAGCAUAUGUGUCACUAUUUAUGCGUCAUUUGUGUGAACCUGGCGCCGAUGGUGCUGAAACAUUUGCGGAUGGUGUGCCACGCGAGGGUCUCUCCAGACAACAUGUUCUAACCCGUAUUGGUGUUAUGAGUCUCAUCAGGAAGAAGGUGCAGGAAUUUGAACCCAUCAAUGGAAAGUGGAGUAUUCCGGAACUGGAGUCCAUGGUCAAAGCUGUAAUGAAGCCGGAUUCUAGGAAAACAUCUAGAAAUUCAUCCCCAUUAACAAUUGCGAAGGCUAGAGAUUCUCCUUUAGCUAUACUUGAAAAACAAAUCAAAGCUGAAGAGACCAAAAGUGUGGACAUUACUGAGGUCAUGAAGCCUGUGAAAGAUGUUGUUGAUGCUGAUGUGAAGAAAGUAACGGAGGAGUCUGUUGAGAAGAAAGAGGUUGAAGCAACCAAAAACGAUGAAGAAGGGGAAAAGACAGAUGACAAAAAAGAUGAAAUUAAAGAUGAUGUUGAAGAGAAGAAAGUGGAAGAAAAAGAGGAGAAAAUAGAUGAGUCUGAGAAGAUUAGUGAGAAAGAGGAAAAAGUUGAAAGUGUUGAGAAAAUGGAGGUUGGCAUUGAAGAGGUUAAAGAUGAUAAGGAGCAGAAAGAGAAUGAAAUCAUUAAAGAGAAAGGGGAGUCCAUUGAAACAGAUGCCGAAACGAAGAAAAAGGACAAUGCAGAGGAGAAAGAAAAGGAGGGCGAGGAGAAAACUGUUGAAAAAGAAGAAAAAGAUGAAGAGGUUGAGAAAGAAAAAGACAUGGAAGGAAAAGAGGAUGUUAAAAAAGAUGAACAAAAGGAUGGAGAAGUGAAAGAGGAUAAACCAAAAGACGAGAAAGUGAAGGAAGAGGUUAAGGAUGAGAAAGAGAAAGAAAAGAGUUUGAAACAGGAGAAGCUAGAGAGAAGAGAAGCCAGGAAAGAAAAGAAAAGUGGAAAACUGAAGUUUAUGUUCAACAUAGCAGAUGGUGGUUUUACAGAGUUGCACACACUUUGGCAAAAUGAAGAAAGAGCAGCAAAUCUUAACCAAGAUAGAGCCAAUGAAAUAUGGCAUAGAAAGCAUGAUUACUGGUUAUUAGCUGGUAUUGUAACUCAUGGCUAUGGCCGCUGGCAAGAUAUACAGAACCACCCAAAGUAUGCUAUAGUUAAUGAACCAUUCAAAAUGGAUAUGGGUAAAGGGAAUUACCUUGAAAUUAAAAAUAAGUUCCUGGCCAGGCGUUUUAAGCUCCUAGAACAAGCACUUGUGAUUGAAGAACAGCUUCGAAGAGCAGCUUACCUCAACAUGACGCAAGAUCCUAAUCAUCCUGCGAUGGCACUCAAUGCUAGGUUUGCUGAAGUUGAAUGCUUAGCGGAAAGCCAUCAACAUUUAUCCAAAGAAUCACUGGCUGGUAAUAAACCUGCGAAUGCAGUCUUACAAAAAGUUUUAAAUCAGUUGGAAGAAUUAUUGAGUGAUAUGAAAUCAGAUGUUGCUAGAUUACCUGCCACGCUAUCGCGUAUUCCACCUGUUGCUGCCCGGCUACAGAUGUCAGAACGUAGUAUACUUAGCAGACUAGCUGCUAACAGAGAGGGACAAGCAGCUCAGCAGGCAGGACAGGCUCAAGCACAAGCACAGGCGCAGGCAUUCUAUGCUGCUUCUCAGAAUCCAUAUGCAGGUUACAACAGUGCUAGUAAUUUUGGAGGUAGUUUUGCUACCGGGUUUUCAAGUUAUAGACCUACUGCCCAAUUCACUGCUGCUCAGUACGGUGCUGGAUUACAAGCAAAUCCGUACCAACAAGGUGUAGUUCAACAGUAUGUGCAGGGUAGCAUACCAGUGCCAACCUCAGGUGCAAGACCAGGACAACAGCAUUUAACAGCUAACAGAACAGCGUCUGCGACAACGACAACACCAGUGACACAAACACAAACCCAGCCUUCUUCAUCUAGUAAUUAUUAUAGUACAAUGUUAAGUAAUGCCUCAAGUGCAAUCUCUAGUACAGUCAUUCCUACUCAGCAAUCAAGUAAAGCAUCAUCUAGUUCAUCACAGGGUUCAAAAACAGAGAGUACAUCUCAAGAAAAGUCAGGUGCUACCAAAACAGGUGGUAUAACAACUGACGGCAAGUCUAAAUGUAAAAAAGCUGAUAUAAUUACUAUUGAAGACUAACAAUCAUUACAUUACAUAACCUUUUCUUUCUCUUUUCUUUUCUUUUGUAUUAUAGUUUAAACUUAAUAUUGUUAUUAAGUUAAUGGAAAGUUCAUCAGUUUCAUCCUCAUCAUGUUCAAGGCAGCAAUGCAGGAUAUCUGAGUCGUGGGUAUUUUAUAUUAUUAACUCAGUUAAUACAUUCUCUGUUCAAUGUGAAUACUUAAUUAUGAUCCCCAUACCUUAGUUGUGGGUGAUUCAAUUCUUUCUGUCCUUUUCAUUCCUUGUAACUAUCAUACUAAUAAAUUAACUUGAGUUGUAUUGUAAAUAUUCUUGCAUCAACUUUAGUUAAAAAUUCAAAGAUUGUCAGUCAGAUCAAUAAUUUGUAAUUCUAAAAGUGACAUACAUGCAUAAAAAAAAUGUUCAGUGUGAUCAUAGCCGAGUAAAAUGUGUAUUCAUAAAACAAGUACUGUAUUUCAUUUAUUUAUGAAAGUGACAAUGUCUAUGCUCAAAAUAAGUCAUAUGUUAACAAUCCAGUAUACAGUACUGUAGAAUACUUUAUUUUCGCUUGGAAUUUAUUUUCGCUGAAGGGAUGAUUCAGUGAAAAUAAAAUCCAGCGAAUAUACUUUUUUCCCUAUAUUUCACAUUAAAUUCAUCAAAAAUAAGUGAAAAUAAAUUCCAUACAAAACGCCUAAAAAGCCUUGUCAGCGAAAAUUAAUUCCAGCGAAAAUAAAGUAUUCCACAGUAAGUCCAGUGACUGGUUCAUGUGCGUUUCUAUCAGAGAUUCACAAAAUAAAUAUGGUAUUGAAGCUGAUCAUGUGCAUAGAAAACAUAAAAUAUGGAAUGUUUGGAUUACCAGAAUCCUGAUUCAACUGAGGUACUAUCUUUCUUGUAAAAAAAUAAACUUGGGUCUAUUUCAAAUUUAGUAAUUUCAUCUAAUGAAUGCAACAUGCUAGAUAUCAAGACCUGUUCUUGUAAAACUUUUAUCUGUAGUAUUUCAGUUAUCUAGUGUUUGUUUAUUGCAAAUUGUUAGUUAUGUACCAUUUCUACCAGUUUCUUCAUUUGAUGUUUAAUGUAGUUUUUGCCAUGUUUGUAAUAAAUUAUCACAGAAGAUGAAAUAUCUCCUAAGCAGCAACCAGCCUCACUCUUGUACAGUUUAAAGUGUCUUAACCAAUGCUUGUAUAAACUGAGCAACUUUUUAUUUCCAUAGGCUGAAAAAUAAUUGUCUGCCCCUUUGGUGUUUGAACUUGAUUGGUUUCAGUGUACAUUUUUACUCGUUUGUAUCUGUGGUAUAGCAACAAUAGAAGCACUUGCUAGUUGCAUAAACAAAACAACAAACUUGAAUGUUAUUGUUCUCUUAGAAAGAAAUACCUAAAAAUAUUACCGCAGUGUUUCUGAUGCCUGUAUGCAUUAUUUUUAAUUUACUCGAACAAUCAGAACAGAAAAAUAGAACGUACAUUCUGUGUAUUGUUGUUAAUUCUUGGUUGAGUUGGUCAAAAUGAUUCCUUCGUUAUAUGAACAAGUGAAUGAUUCAUCAAGACAAUUCUAAACUGGAAGUCAUGGAUUAUUAAUCCUAAUUUAAGAUCCGGAAAUGCAUUAUUUGAAUGCAUUAUAUUUAUUGAUAUUUAUAAAUAAUUCACUUAACCUCAAUUAUGCAUAUGAUGAUUUCACUGGGACAGAUACAUUUGUAGAAUUAAAGUUCUAAUUGAUAAUUGUAUUUAUUACUUGUGUUGUGCUAGCUGUAUAUUUCUCUUUCAAUAUAGUGUUUUACAUGUCUAUUCUUUUUAAUUUAGCUCAUAUUUAGUGUAUUUUUUAUGCUAUGGUGGGAUAGUUGCAUAUCUAUUACAGGACUGAUCAUUGGCUGUUAAGUAUAUGAACUGAUUUGUUUAAUUCUGUACAUUCUAAUUGCAUUGCUAUAAAACAUUCAGAAAUACCAACUUGCCAUUGCAGCAAAUUCUUGUGAUUAUUGUUCUAAACUGCUUCAUUGAAUAAAUAGAAUAUUUGCUGACUGAGCAUUGAACAUCCAAAUCCAAAAUGGUUGACAGACAGACAGUCAGGAAUGCAGAUCCUUACAAUUCGCAGCUAUACAAUUGCACUGAAUUUGCUAAAAUAUUCUUGCUUAAAGAAGUGCAACUAAGCUAAAAAAUAAAACAACAAAAAAACAUGCCUUUUUCAAUCUGGAAAAAACCUGUUUUCAUUUGGGUUAUUCAAUGCUUAACAUUAAAGGUUGAGUUGACAUACCUGACGAGACACACUACACCAAUACUCAAAAUAGCACACAAAAGUGAUGUGUGUGAUGUCGCAAUACAAAACUUAAUACUUUUUUCAUUAGUUGGUAUUUCCUUUUGGAUUAUCUACUGUACUAAUUUAUUUAUGAACAAAAUGAAUUCUUUUAACGUUUUCACCACCAGUUCUUUCUUUUCAUUACAAAUUCACAAAACAGUCCCGUUUAUAGUCUGCACUUUCUUUCAGAAGAUUAGGACAAAAAUACCCAAAAUUGUUAUAACCAAAAAUUUACUCAAAUUUUGACCAAAAUUAGGGUUCAUUUCCAGAAAUAUUGAAGAAUACAUGGAAAAAAAAAAUUUGGUGGUGAAAAGGUUAAAACAAACUACUGUUCAUAUAUGAACAGGCUUGUAAGGACAUUGAUAUACUAUUCAUUCAUAUCCAAACUUUUGUGAAAUGUUUUACAGGACAGACUAGAAGGAGACAACUCAGAUAUCCUGUAUUUUUAUAAUCCACUAUUUAAUAUUUUUAUCAAUCUGUUCUUCAUGUGCUUGACUGUGGAGAUGGUGAUGUGUAUAUUACAGUCAUAACAAUUGGCAGUUGUCCUGGCAACCAUAUAUGAAAAUAAGUUGCCCAUUAGGACUACCAUGAAAAUAAAAUCAUUGUAGUACAGGCACAUUUUUUGAAGAAAAAUAAGUACAGUUGUUGAAAAGCAAAAUCAUAAAAAAUGUGUUCCUAAAACUUGUGCAAGAUGAUUUUUGGCAUUCAAAUGGGUAUUGAACAAUUGUAUGCAUGUGGAUCUCAAAAAUGGUCAACCACUUUUAAUUUUGACCCUUACAUUGGCAUUGUCUAAUGCACUGUUACAUGGCAUGUUUGAAAGAUUGGGAAAUGUGGUAGAUAUCAAUGGUUAUUUACUUUAUUAAGUGUGCAUAAAAUAUCUCUCGGUCUAAGUUAUUAAAAAAAUUGAUUGUCCCAUAUGGUUUUAUUGUACUCUCAUUUUCACUAUUCCAAGCAUAGUACACUUGAAAGAAAGAUCAUAAUGAAGCAUUUAUUUUGAUGGUUUACCAAUUGUACAAGUUUCUGAUUUGGAAUUAUAACAAAGGCACAGACAAGUUAGUUUGAAAGUUGAAUUUAAGUUUCAUCACUUUUUAUUCUUCAAACAUUAAAGUUUUGGGUUUUUUUGUUUAAAAUUUGGUUUUUGAACUUUUCAGAGAUAAAUAAAAUGAAUUUUUGUAAAACCCCAUGUACUGCAUGUCUGAUAGAAAUAAUUUAUUAUCACUUAUAUAUAUAUAUAAAGUGGACAUAUUGCAAUGCAGUCUAAUUUCCUCAGUUUUAACUGAAAUGUAAUGAAUAUGUCUAAAUCCAAACUUUGUAUCUAAAUUUUUGCAACAUCAGUUCCCGUAUAUUGGCCAUACACUCUAGCAUACUGUGUGCAGCUGAAAGAUCUGUGUAAUGUCGAUUUUCCCAGUCAAGCUAGAGAUUGUAAAACUAGGUAGUGUACUAUUAUCUUUUAUAAUUUAACACCCAAUUCUGUCUAUUCGCUAUGGCUUUCUUGUAAUGAAACCCAGUUUCUGUUAGACCUCUACGUUUUCUGUUCAUUUUAUAAGUGUUUGACCGUGCUUUCCAUUCAAAAAGCACUUGCAGUAAAACUUUCUUCAUUGAAAGUAAAUUCUGAUGUUAGUGUUGUAGAUUUUUUUUUCAAAUAUUUUCUUAGAUAUUUAAUACUUUGUCAAGAUUACUUAUUUUUGUAAUUGGAGUUUGUAUGUGAAAGUUUAGGAUUAUAUUGUUGACUGUCAGCUCUGAUUCUGGCGGUUUUCUUGAGCCACACAAUCUCAUCAAUUAGAAAUUUUGAAAUAAAGGAAAUUAAAUCUUACAA